AUGCGGGGGCCGCGCUCCGGGCUCUGCCCGCUCCUCUUCAGCCUCCUCCUCCUCCUCCUCCCGUUCCUGCCGGCGGCCGCCGCGCUCGCCGCCCCCCCGGCCCGGCCGUGCGUCCCCCUGGGGCUGCGCCGGGGGCCGCUCCCGGCACCAGCGAUCUCCGGAGGCUGCGCGGGGCCGGAUGGGACCGAGGAGCCCGACGUCGGGGUGCAGGAGGAUGGGGGUCCCGUAUGGCUGCCGGGGGUGGGCAGGGUGCUCGCUGUCCCCCCCCGGGAUGCUGCCGGCCGGUCAGACCCUGCCCCGGUUCCUGUGCAGAGCAGGCACUCCCCCCAGGAGCUCCCCGAGGCCCCCAGGGCUCGCGCCGCUCCCAGGAGACGGAAGAGGGACUGGGUGAUCCCCCCCAUCAAGGUUCCCGAAAAUGAGAGGGGUCCCUUCCCCAAAAAGCUGGUUCAGAUCAAAUCCAACCGGGACAGAGACACCAAGAUCUUCUACAGCAUCACGGGGCAGGGGGCGGACACCCCCCCCGAGGGCAUCUUCACCAUCGAGAAGGAGUCGGGCUGGAUGAAGGUGACGCAGCCGCUGGACCGGGAGCGCAUCGACAAGUAUCACCUCUUCUCCCACGCCGUGUCCGAGAACGGCAAACCGGUGGAGGAGCCGAUGGAGAUCAUAGUCACGGUGACGGACCAGAACGACAACAAGCCCCAGUUCACGCAGGAGGUCUUCAGGGGCUCCGUGCCGGAGGGCGCUUUGCCGGGCACCUCCGUGAUGCAGGUGACCGCCACGGACGCAGACGACGCGGUGGAGACCUACAACGGCGUCAUCGCCUACUCCAUCCUCAGCCAGGAGCCGCGGGAGCCCCAUCCCCACAUGUUCACCGUCAACAGGGCCACCGGCACCCUCAGCGUCAUCGCCAGCGGCCUCGACCGGGAGCGCGUGCGGGAGUACACGCUGACCGUGCAGGCGGCCGACCUGGACGGCGAGGGUCUGACCACGACGGCGCUGGCGGUGAUUGAGAUCCUGGCGGUGAUUGAGAUCGCGGAUGUCAAUGACAACGCCCCCGAGUUCGACCCCAAAACGUACGAGGCGGCCGUGCCGGAGAACGAGGCCGGGCGGGAGGUGGCCCGGCUGGCCGUCACCGACCUGGAUGAGCCGAGCACCCCGGCGUGGCGAGCCGUCUACUCCAUCCUGGCGGGCAACGAGGGAGGUGCCUUCACCAUCGUCACCGACCCCCGCAGCAACGAGGGCGUCCUCCGCACCGCCAAGGGUCUGGACUACGAGGCCAAGAAGCAGUUCGUGCUCCACGUGGCCGUGGCCAACGAGGCCCCCUUCGCCGUGAAGCUGCCGACGGCCACCGCCACGGUGACGGUCAACGUGGAGGAUGUCAACGAGGCGCCCGUCUUCGACCCACCGGUGCAGCUCGCCCGGGUGCCGGAGGACGUGCCGCCGGGGCAGACCCUUGCCUCCUGCACGGCCCAGGACCCCGACAAGGCCCAGGGACAGAGGAUCAAGUACCUGGUGGGGCAUGACCCGGCAGGCUGGCUGGCCGUGCACCCCGAGAACGGCCUCGUGACGGCACGGGACCACCUGGACCGCGAGUCCCCCUUCGUCAAGAACAGCACCUACGCCGCCGUGCUGCUGGCCGUGGACGAUGGCUCGCCGCCCGCCACGGGCACCGGCAGCCUGCUCCUCACCCUGCUCGACGUGAACGACCACGGCCCUGAAGCCGAGCCCCGGGACAUCACCGUCUGCACCGCAGCCCCCCAGCCCCAGGUCCUCACCAUCACCGACAGGGACCUGCCCCCCAACACCGGCCCCUUCCGCGCCGAGCUCAGCCACGGCUCGGGGACAGCUGGGGCCGCGGAGGUCGGCGACGAAGGUGACACCGUCACCCUGCGGCUGGUGGCACCGCUGGAGCCGGACCUCUACAGCGUCUACCUGCGGCUCCUCGACCGGCCCGGCAAAGCCCAGCUCACCGUCAUCACCGCGCGGGUCUGCGACUGCGAGGGGCCGGCGCAGAGCUGUCCCCAGAGAUCCCAGCCCGCCACCGGCCUGCCCUUCGUCCUUGCCGCCCUGGGCGCUCUCCUGGCCUUGCUGCUCAUCCUGCUGCUGCUGCUGCUCUUCAUGAGGAGGAGGAAGGUGACGAAGGAGCCGCUGCUGCUGCCUGAGGAUGACACACGGGACAACGUCUUUUACUAUGGGGAGGAGGGCGGUGGGGAGGAGGACCAGGACUACGACCUGCGGCAGCUGCACCGGGGCCUGGACGCCCGCCCCGAGGUGCUGCUCCGCAACGACGUGGCUCCCACCCUCCUGCCGGCCCCCCAGUACCGGCCCCGUCCUGCCAACCCCGAUGACAUUGGCACCUUCAUCGAGGAGAACCUGAAAGCGGCCGACACGGACCCCACGGCCCCCCCCUACGACUCCCUGCUGGUGUUCGACUACGAGGGCAGCGGCUCGGAGGCCACCUCGCUCAGCUCCCUCAACUCCUCUGCCUCCGACCGCGACCAGGACUACGACUACCUCAACGACUGGGGCAGCCGCUUCAAGAAGCUGGCAGACCUCUACGGCGGCGGGGAGGAGGAUGACUAGGACCCCCCCCCUCCCCACCCCACGCCUUACCGCUGCCCGUGCCUUGGGGCUGCCCCCUCCCGCCGUGCCCCCCCCCACCUCGGCGGCAGCCCCCUCACCUUCCCCUCCUGUAUUUUUCUUGUUUUUAUUUUUUUUUUGUUUUUUUUAAUGUAUGAAAUAAAGGUAGUGUAACGCUACGGACGAGGUGAGCGGGUGCUGGUGUAAGUUUUAAU
Harpia harpyja (harpy eagle) is the source of this 2795-nucleotide messenger RNA. RefSeq names its product cadherin 3 (gene CDH3). Gene Ontology annotation, biological process: calcium-dependent cell-cell adhesion; cell morphogenesis; adherens junction organization. The record is from RefSeq and is a predicted model, not a curated record. Gene Ontology annotation, molecular function: cadherin binding; calcium ion binding. Gene Ontology annotation, cellular component: adherens junction; plasma membrane; catenin complex. Lineage: Eukaryota; Metazoa; Chordata; Aves; Accipitriformes; Accipitridae.